GUUGAACCUUCCCUACCCAUCUCCCAACUAAACAGCUCUCCUCUUUCCCCUCCAGUUGUUGCCUCAGCUGCAGAGACCACUUUAAAUGUAGGACCAGGACAAGAUGGCGGAUUUGUCUUUGCUUCAAGAAGAUUCGCAGGAGGAGAUAGACGGAUUUGGUGUGGAUGACUACAGCUCAGAGUCUGACGUCAUUAUUAUACCUUCAGCCUUGGACUUUGUGUCGCAAGAUGAGAUGCUGACACCUCUGGGAAGACUGGAUAAAUACGUCGCGAGUGAAAAUAUUUUUAACAGACAAAUGGUGGCUCGAAGUUUGUUGGAUACUUUAAAAGCUGUAAGCGAGGACGAGAGGGACUGUAUCGCCGUCCUGGAGAGAGUUAGCAGGCUGGCUGAUGACUCCGAGCCUACUGUUCGAGCAGAGUUAAUGGAACAAGUUCCUCAUAUCGCUAUUUUCUGCCAGGAGAAUAGGCCUUCCAUUCCAUUUGCUUUCUCAAAGUACUUGCUACCAAUAGUAGUGAGAUACCUCGCUGACCAGAACAACCAGGUCCGCAAGACCAGCCAGGCGGCCCUGCUGGUGCUCCUGGAACAGGAGCUCAUCGAGAGAGGGGACAUCGAGGCUCAGGUCUGUCCUGUUCUGGUGGAUUUGACGGCCCCCGACAGCAACGACGAUGUUAAGACUGAAGCCAUGGCGAUAAUCUGCAAAAUGGCACCGAUGGUGGGGAAGGACAUCACAGAGCGCCUCUUCCUGCCCCGCUUCUGCGAGAUGUGCUGCGACUGCAGGAUGUUCCACGUGCGCAAGGUUUGCGCGGCCAAUUUCGGGGACAUCUGUAGUGUGGUUGGUGGGGAGGCGACCGAGGAGCUGUUGCUUCCGCGCUUCUUCCAGCUCUGCUCAGACAACGUGUGGGGCGUGCGCAAGGCCUGCGCGGAGUGCUUCAUGACCGUUUCCUCGGCGACCUCUCAGGAAGUACGCAGGACGAAGCUCUCCUCCCUCUUCAUCAGCCUCAUCAGCGACCCUUCUCGAUGGGUCCGUCAAGCUGCCUUCCAGUCCCUGGGCCAGUUCAUCUCCACGUUUGCCAGUCCCUCAAGUGUGGGCCAGUACUUCAGGGAGGAGGAAGAGGGCAGGAACUGCAGCUGCGCCCACCCACAGAACAGCAAGGGGCCGCCUAACCCAGACAACACUACGAGGGAGUCCCCUCCCUGCUCUACCGUAGAGGCCGGCUCGGACAGUAAGACAGAAGCCUCCUCUAACCCAGGAGAGGGGGAAGAUUGCGGCGAGCUGGGCCAGAGCGAGGAUACCCAGGGUUCCCCCUGCUCUCGGGUGCAGGAAGACCUGCCCCACUGCGACGGCCAGCAGCUGGACUUCCGCCGGACGGAAGAGGGCAGCGUGGACGUGGCGGUGGAGGGGGGUGGGGAGCAGGCGGCCGAGGACCUGGCCCCCGACACGGAGCCCGGAGAUGCCCUCCCCUCCGAGGAGAACCAGCCGCCUCCGACCCCGGCGGAACCGGACCCGGACCCCACGGUGAACGGGGUGGCCAAGGAGGGGGAGGACCCAGAAAACGGCAUGGAGAACCACACGGACUCUGACCAGACGGAGGAGGUGGAGGUGGAGGUGGAGGUGGAGGUGGAGGUUGAGGUUGAGGUUGAGGUGGUGGUCGAGGUGGAGGAGGAGGAGGAGGAGCAUGAGCGGCCUUCGGCGCCUUCGCCCUCGCAGCCGUCCUUGUCAGGAGACCCGAUCCCUGAGCAGGAAAUGUACAACUCCUUCCAUUACUGGAGGACUCCCAUCCCUGAGAUCGACCUGGAUCUGGAGCUGCAGGAGGAGGAGGAGGAGGAGGCCCCCAGUAGCCCCAGCCAUCACCGCUCGACCCACAACUCUGGCCCCACACUGGGCCGCAAGGAGCUGGAGGAGAUGAUCGAGAACCUGGAGCCACACAUUGACGACCCCGAUGUCAAAGCACAAGUGGACGUACUGACCGCAGCGCUCCGAGCCGCAGUGCUGGACUCCCACCUGGAGGAGGCCUUCCUGCAGCCCCAGGAGGAGGCCAGAGACGGCCUCUUCAUCGUCAACAGCGUGCCUUCCAUCGCAGACUCCACAGACAUGGAGAGCCGGGAUUCCACCCUGCAGAUGAGCCACACAGGGGACUCGGAGCUGAGUGACAGCAGCAUGAGCCCCGAGGAGGAGAGGAAGUCCAAGCAACAGGACGUGGUCCCCCAGGCUCUCCUGGACCAGUACCUGUCCAUGACGGACCCCUCGCGCGCGCAGACCGUGGACAUGGAGAUCGCCAAGCACUGCGCCUACAGCCUGCCGGGCGUGGCUCUCACCCUGGGCCGUCAGAACUGGCACUGCCUCAGGGACACCUACGAGACGCUGGCAUCGGACAUGCAGUGGAAGGUGCGGAGGACGCUGGCCUUCUCCAUCCACGAGCUGGCCCUCAUACUGGGGGACCAGCUGACCGCCGCGGACCUGGUGCCCAUAUUCAACAGCUUCCUGAAGGACCUGGACGAGGUGCGGAUAGGGGUCCUCAAGCACCUCUACGACUUCCUAAAGCUGCUGCACCAGGAGACGCGCCGCAAAUAUCUUUACCAGCUGCAGGAGUUCCUCGUCACGGACAACAGCCGGAACUGGCGUUUCAGAUCGGAGCUGGCCGAACAGCUGGUCCUGCUGCUGGAGCUGUAUAGCGGUCAGGACGUCUAUGACUACCUGCGGCCGCUGGCCUUCAGCCUCUGCACAGACCGGGUGUCCUCCGUACGGUGGAUCUCCUACAAACUGGUGAGCGAGAUCAUCCGCAAGCUCUCCUCCAGCUCCAGCCUGCUUGCGGACUUCAUGGCCGAGCUCGUCGAGAAGUUCUGCCACUCUCCAAAGUGGUCUGGACGUCAGGCGUUCGCCUUCGUUUGCCAGCUGGCCGUGGAGGACGACUGCGUGUCGCUGGAGCAGUUCUCCGAGCACCUGCUGGCCCCGCUGCUGCAGCUGGCGUCCGACCCCGUGCCCAACGUCAGGGUGCUGUUGGCCAAGACCAUCCGCCAGAGCCUGCUGGAGAGAGAAUAUUUCCUGCAUUCUGCAAACUCACACCAGGAGGCGCUGGAGCAGACCCUGGUGGCCCUACAGAUGGACCUGGACAAGGACGUUAAGUACUUUGCCAGCGUGCACCCUGGGAGCACACGCAUCAGUGAGGACGCCAUGAGCACGACGUCGUCCACGUACUGAGAGCACACUACAGCCACGGAGCCGCGUGGGGGGGGGAGGGGUGGAAGGCCUUCUCCCGCCACCCCGACCACAAAGAUCUCUUGUGCUUUGAAUCGCCACAGAAGCCUUAAAAGCGUCUUCCUUAAACGAGAAAAUACUUGAAUGUCCAGAGCCGAUUCACUCAAAGAAAGGUGCGAGGGGGAGGGGGGGGCGGUGUGGGGAUGGAGUCAUGUGACCACAGCCCUCCCCUCCUCUUCUUUCUCCUCUUUUAACGGACUUUUCACUCCUAGCCCGAGCCAGUAUCACAGAGCUUUAUUGAACCACAUAGCGGGGAUGACUGUCUAACUUAAUGUUUAUAGUGUAAGGUUGUCGUUCUUUUUGAUACCGUGUCGUCGACUUUAUCAUAUGCUGCAUAUACUGUUGUGUGCGUGCGUGUGUAUGAGUGUGUGUGUGUGUGUACCAUCACAGCCUUCUGUGUGCAGUGGAGAGCUGGUGGGUGAGGAAGCACGUUUUCUCUUAAAGGGCUCUGCGCUCUGCUGUUUUAACCUCUAGUGCAGCACAUUGUUGUACCCAUGGCCUGGGAGCCCUGUAGCAGCAGGGCCUCAUACGCCAUGACGAAAACAAUAUUGUAUUUUUUAUUAUUAUGUUGACCAUUUUGUGGACUUAGUCGGGUGGGAGGGGUGGAUAAAAUUAAAGGCAGAAAUGAAUGGAUUAGCAUGGUCAGCGCUUUUGACUUGAAGCCGGGUAUUUUAACUUGAGAAUAAAAUACUGCACCUUCCUCCUUUUUUCCUUCUUUACCUGUUCCUGUGAGUCCUUUUUCAUUGUAGAUAUUGGUUCCUCUCUUCCCCCAUAUUUUGGUCUACGAUCAUGUUUAGUAUUGUGAUACGAGUUUGUUCACUCUACCUGUCCAGAAUAAAAGGAAAUGCAAACA
Messenger RNA from Conger conger (European conger), 4109 nucleotides. RefSeq names its product protein phosphatase 4, regulatory subunit 1 (gene ppp4r1). Gene Ontology annotation, molecular function: protein binding; protein phosphatase regulator activity. Bases 104 to 3199 code for a protein of 1031 amino acids. The transcript is spliced from 20 exons. NCBI's taxonomy places the organism in Eukaryota, Metazoa, Chordata, Actinopteri, Anguilliformes, Congridae. Gene Ontology annotation, biological process: protein dephosphorylation. The record is from RefSeq and is a predicted model, not a curated record.